Messenger RNA from Camellia sinensis, 1013 nucleotides. RefSeq names its product 21 kDa protein. Gene Ontology annotation, molecular function: enzyme inhibitor activity. The record is from RefSeq and is a predicted model, not a curated record. Gene Ontology annotation, biological process: negative regulation of catalytic activity. Lineage: Eukaryota; Viridiplantae; Streptophyta; Magnoliopsida; Ericales; Theaceae.
CAUAACUGAUAGUCAUUUGUUUAUGCUGUAGAACUAACGCAAGAUCGUAUAAAUUGGAUCCCUUUCUCAUUUCCCACCUUAACUUAAUCAAAACUUCCCUCAUCAUCAAUUCUCCCAAACAGAAAUGAAAAGUUCAUCAUUACACCAAAUUUCUCUAGCAGCCCUUUUCAGUCUCCUCCAUUUCACAACCACCAUGAACUCAUGCUUGGCCAACAACACAAACAACAAUACUGAGUACAUCACAAAGUCAUGUGCCACCACAUUGUACCCUCAAUUGUGCUACAAGUCCCUAUCAAAAUAUGCAAACAAAAUCCAAACAAGCCCCAAAAUCCUAGCCAUCACCGCCCUCUCCGUGUCUCUCUUGGCCGCACAAUCCACCUCAAAAUUGAUCUUGAACCUGUCAAAAACCCCCAAUUUGCGCUCCGGUGAGGCAGCUGCCCUGGCCGAUUGCGUUGAAGUGAUGGGUGACUCAGUGGACGAGCUAAAAAGAUCUGUGGACGAGUUGACUCGUAGUAGAGGCGGCUCUGAUUUUGAAUUUGAAAUGAGUAAUGCCCAGACUUGGGUGAGCGCGGCGUUGACUGAUGAUGACACGUGUAUGGAUGGGUUUGGUGGGGUGGCAAUGAAUGGGCAAGUGAAGAGUAUAGUGAGGAGGCUUGUCAAGAAAUUGGCACAUUUGACUAGCAAUGGUUUGGCUUUGGUUAACAAUUAUGCUAGCUCUCAAGACCACCUAACUUUGAAAGGUGAUGCCCAUCUCUGGGGCUGAAUUUUGAUUUGCUCUGCUGCUAUUAGAAAUGUUUUUUCUGUUUCUGUUUUUUAUUUUUAUUUUUAUGGUGUGAAAUUUGGGAGGUGGGAAAGAAUUGUCAUUUGUGAUCAGAUGUUCUAGAUGAAACAAUAAUCUACCAGUUUCAUCUCUCUUCAUAUAUCCUAAUAAAAUAAAUGUAUGAUAUAAAUUUAAGUUUAAUAUGAUGUGAAUUACAUUCAAAAUGAAUGUAAUCCAGACAUUUUAUUUUCUA